GUUCUUUAUAUACAUUUUUCGUUAUUCCGUUCCAUAUAAUAUGUAUUUUAACUUAUUCAAACCCAUUCAAUGAACUAUCACGUGCAGAUUGACAAAUGUGCAUGCAAUAAAUCGCGACAGUUGAAACAUGUGUCCGAACGUCACGUACUAUGUAAAGUCUUACAGUUUGUAUUGAUACAAUACACAUUAUACAGUGAAGAACAAUAGUUAAACAAUUUUUUUAGACAAUUUUUUUCUUCUUUCCCCUACCCUAAGAUGCCCCUCCUAGCGAUUCUUAUGGAUCACGUGUGUAUCUAUAUACAUACAUAGUGUUUUGGAAAAAUUAUAUAUAAAGUACAUUACGUUUCGAUCAAACGAGCUAAGAUGUUCUCGUUCAUCAUAUUAAGUAUAAUCUCAAUUGUCCUGCUCCUGGUGUACGUGGCUUACGGAAUGUGUAAUGUGUAUAUUAUUAUUGAUGCGAAGUAAAAAUCAAUUCUUAUUGUUCACUCCGUGUACUGCUAAUCAUCAUAUAUGUGACGUUUGUGAGUUGAAAAAUGGACGUGCAAUUGAUUUUCGGACGAAAACGGUGGACGAAACGAUAAUCCCAGGACCUUUGAUGCGUUGGAAGAUGCCAAAUGUGGCGGUCGUCGCUGUCGCUGCCGCCGCUAUGUUGCUGGUCACCGCGGAAACGGUGUUAGCGGCCGGUGGCGGUGGUGGUGGUGGUGGUAGCGGCGGCGUUUUAUGGUAUCUAAAAUAUGAGCACGAUGUUGCAUAG
This is a messenger RNA of Acyrthosiphon pisum (pea aphid), 754 nucleotides long. RefSeq lists its product as uncharacterized. The transcript has 2 exons. Lineage: Eukaryota; Metazoa; Arthropoda; Insecta; Hemiptera; Aphididae. The coding region runs from base 437 to 754 and encodes 105 amino acids. The record is from RefSeq and is a predicted model, not a curated record.